Molecule: messenger RNA, 2277 nt
Organism: Brenthis ino (lesser marbled fritillary)
Lineage: Eukaryota; Metazoa; Arthropoda; Insecta; Lepidoptera; Nymphalidae
Source: the annotation of a GenBank genome assembly
AUGCCACGGCUCCGUAAAAGCGACCGAAAGACUGUUAACGCCGGUCUGUGGGACUGGAUAUGUUUGCAUCUUAUUCUUUCGGUGUUUCAAUUUGUCACAAUUCCUAAAACACGCCAAAAUACGCCAAGAUGUGCCCGAAAACGAAGAGAUAAAAAGUAUAAAAAGGACAAAAGUCCCACAAUGUUUUCAUUGGCGGGAGGCUGUGGAUGUGUCAGCUUUAGAGGAGAGCGACGUGCACGAUCUUUAGGAGACGACUCCUCUUCAUGUCGUAGUUCCGAAAUCGAACAAGAAGUACCAAAAAAAAUUGGGAAAAGAGUACUUAAUAGCGAAUGCACAAUGAAGGCGCUUGCACCAUUCCUGAAAUUUUGGAAACGAGAUGAUGUUAGCAUGACAAAAGCUGAAAGAACCAUGAAAGCUGCCAUACUAAUACAGCAAUGGUAUCGGCGGUAUUUAGCGCGGAUGGAGGUACGGAGACGCUACACUUGGACAAUCUUUCAGAGCAUAGAGUACGCUGGCGAACAGGAUCAAGUAAAAUUGUAUAACUUCUUCAACGCGCUACUGAGCCAUAUGCGGGAAACGAGUGGCAGACCAUCUUCUGAACGGACUUCAAGAACUGCGUCUGUCACGGAACAAGUGUUUUCUGAAGAAUCAGACGAAGGGGGCGGCGUGGACGAGACAGCGCCCCCAAAGCAUUCCGGCGGUCCUGAUCUCGAAUUCCCUUUGCAACGCAAAGAUAUCGACCUGCUUAUAGAAGCAUUUAGAAAGAAAAAACAUCGCUUACAUCCCAAGCAAGUAGCGCAGAUUUUGAAGGAGGCUGCCCAAAUGUUGAAGAGGCUGCCUAACAUCAACGUGGCAACUACUUCUAUAUCAAGUCAAAUUACUAUUUGUGGCGACUUACAUGGCAAGUUGGACGACUUACUUGUCAUAUUUCAUAAGAACGGGUUACCAUCACCCGAGAACCCAUACAUAUUUAACGGAGACUUCGUUGAUCGCGGCAAGAAGGGUUUGGAGGUGUUUUUGCUGUUAUUGGCCUGCAUGCUGGCUUUCCCUGGAGGAGUUUAUUUAAAUCGAGGCAACCACGAAGAUCUCAUUAUGAAUUCCAGGUACGGUUUUAUAAGAGAAGUUCAUCAAAAGUAUCGGCACAACGCUGAGCGCCUGUUAAAGCUGAUCGAGAAUGUGUACCGCUGGCUUCCUUUGGGAACUAUUAUUAAUAAUCGUGUUUUCGUCGUUCAUGGCGGAAUAUCUGAUACCACGGACUUGGAUAUGGUGAAAAGCCUAGAAAGAGAUAAGUACGUAUCUCUCUUGCGGCCUCCGAUGAAUGAAAGCGCGAAUCCCGCUGAAGUGAUCGACAAGGUGGAGUGGAAGCAGGUAUUCGAUAUUCUCUGGUCGGAUCCUCAAAGCACAGGCGGCUGUGUGGCGAAUGCUUUACGCGGUGCGGGCACGUAUUUUGGACCUGAUGUCACAGUCACUUUCUUGAGCAAGAAUAAAUUGAGUUUUCUAGUCAGGAGUCAUGAAUGCAAACCUGGCGGUUACGAGAUCAUGCAUAAUGGAAACGUGAUAACAAUAUUUUCGGCAUCGAACUAUUACGAACUUGGUUCAAACAAAGGCGCUUAUCUAAAGCUAUGCGGGAAUUCUCUAGACAGACAAUUUGUUCAAUAUACGGCGGCGGUAUCUCGUACUCGCCGUCUUACAUUUCGCCAGAGAGUUGGUUUGGUAGAGUCUUCUGCUAUGAGAGAAUUGCACAGCCAUGUUAUGAUGGCACGAAGAACUUUAGAAGCAACUUUUAGGAGUAUGGAUCUGGAUCAAAGUGGUUUUAUCACAAUAAGCGAUUGGUGUUACGCAAUGGAAGAAACAACACACCUUGGUCUGCCGUGGCGUAUGCUGAAGGAUAAACUUGUUCGCACCGACCCAGAGACGCGCCGCGUGCGGUACAUGGACACUUUUGAUUUGACUGCAAAUAAAUUUGGUCGGAAGUCCGACACUCAAACAGUCGUCGAAACACUCUACAAAAAUAAAAGGAGUUUGGAGGCUAUAUUUAAAAUUCUCGACAAAGAUAAUUCAGGUUAUAUAACUUUAGAAGAAUUUUCCGAAGCUUGUCAAUUAUUGGGCAAAUAUAUGCCAAAUCCGAUGACUCAAGAUCAGCUCGUCGAUAUAUGUAGAUUAAUGGAUAUAAAUAAAGACGGCCUCGUUGAUCUGAAUGAGUUUUUGGAGAGCUUUAGGCUUGCAGAGAAAAGUUUACACGAUGAAGACAACACACUGGCCGAACUACAGGCUACC